Molecule: messenger RNA, 3104 nt
Organism: Periophthalmus magnuspinnatus
Lineage: Eukaryota; Metazoa; Chordata; Actinopteri; Gobiiformes; Gobiidae
Exons: 9
Coding region: 666-1889 (407 amino acids)
Biological process (GO): T cell costimulation; cellular response to lipopolysaccharide; positive regulation of T cell proliferation
Cellular component (GO): external side of plasma membrane
Source: RefSeq, a predicted model, not a curated record
UCCUCUCCUCCUCUCCUCUUCUCUCCUCCUCUCCUCUCCUCCUCUCUCUCUCUCCCUCUCUCGUCUCUUUCUUCUGCUCCUGUUCCACUCGGUUCCAGUCUGGUGGCUUUACGGUGAGGCACGCUGAGUCACGGAAACUCCAGGCUCAUAAAGACUGUACAACCUCACUGUACCAGGAUUUAGACCGCACCACAGAGAAGACAGUCUGUACAACUUCACUGUACCAGGAUUUAGACCGCACCACAGAGAAGACAGUCUGCACAACCCCACUGUACCAGGAUUUAGACCGCACCACAGAGAAGACAAUCUGUACAACCCCACUGUACCAGGAUUUAGACCGCACCACAGAGAAGACAGUCUGUACAACCCCACUGUACCAGGAUUUAGACCGCACCACAGAGAAGACAGUCUGUACAACCCCACUGUACCAGGAUUUAGACCGCACCACAGAGAAGACGCAAAAGACCAGACCAAAGACCAGAGACCAAGAACCAGACCAGAAACUAGACCAGAGACCUGACCAGAGACUACACCACUUCAGAGGACCGGAAAUAUGGAUUAAAACCUCCAAGACCCCCCACAGCUGCUGACACAUCUAAAGCUCCGGUUUAGUCCUGGUUUAGUCCUGGUUCAGUCCUGGUUUUGGACUCAAAAGAACCAGAACCAUGUCCUUUCUUCAUCUCUGGACCUUGUUGGUUGGGCUGCUGUGUGUGGACUCAUCACAAAACAAAACUCAAGAGAUCCAUGUGACCUGUCUGGUGGGUGAGCGCUGCAUCCUCCCCUGCCUCCUCCCCUCCUCUGCCCCACAGAAGCUGCUCUGGUUCAGGCAGGACUCUCUCAUCCUCAGCCUCUCCUCGGACCUCCAGACCCUCCGCGACCCCAACGACUCCCUCGCAGGAAGAGCUGCCCUCGCUGACCCCACCCUCGCCAAGGGAAACGCCUCUCUGCUGGUGAGAGACAGCGCCCCUAGAGACCGGGGGAGGUACAGGUGCAGCGCGCGGACCGAAGCAGGAGACCGAAACCAGGAAGUCAUCGUCAAAGUACAAGCUCCUAUCCGCUCCCUGUCCAUGGAGCUCUCGCGUCUGAGUGGUUUCGAGGAGAUAAAAUGCUCCGUCCGAAACGUGUUCCCGCCCCCUCGGGUCACGUGGUCCACGGAGCCGCCCACCUUCCACAGCCUCCAACCUCUGACCCGGAAGCAGCUGGAGGGGUCGGGGCUGUACGAGGUGGACAGCAGACUCAGGACUCUGGGACAGAAGGAUCUGAUAUACAUCUGCACGGCCACGUCUCCCUACAGCGACAAGAGCUGGAGCGCCUCCUACAGGCACAGAGAUCUCCGUGGUUCUGAGGGCAAAGACCUGACACUCCCCUGCUUCGCUCCUUCUUACCUGAACAGCCAAACCCUCUCCUGGACCUUCUCCAACAGCGACGCCCCCAAACACAUCUUGACCUACAGUGUCCAAUCAGGAGAGGCCGUGUCAUCGCAGGAGUGGGCGGGGCAUGUGGAGCUGGACGGGUUGCGGGUGCAGUUUGGGGACGGGUCAGUGCGGCUUAUGGACCCAGAGGAGGAACACCACACAGGGAUGUACAGCUGUGUGUUCUCCACCCAGAGGAGCACCCACACGGAGACUAUAGAGGUCACCAUCAGCGGCACAGGGAAGCGCAGUGCACCUGAAGACCCCUCUUACUGGUGGGUGGUGGGGCUGAUCGUCGCCAUCUUGGUCGUGGCUGUGGUCGUCAUGUUGGUGUACCUCAAAAUCAGAGGAGGAGCCACAAAGCCCAAGUCUGACCCUGAGGAGGCCACAGAGCUGCACCCGGUCAAAGAUUCGGGUGCAGACAGCCCUUUGGCCACCGGGGGCACUAACGGACAGUCAGCCUCUGCUCUCACAUGAAGAGCCCCUGAACACUGUAAAAAUGUCAAAUAUAAAACAAUAUAUGCUAAGACACAGAAGAACACGGCCUGUUCUCACUGCUGCGUGGUCCCACGCAGUUUCACACAAUUUUGUCAUAUUUAGCAGCUUGGAAAGAGAACAGCGCACGUAGUUUUCAAUAUAUUGGAUUCACGCUCUAGAAGUUGAUGAUGUCAUAGUUUCAGAUGAAGCAGGGGCCUCUGUAACUCUACGAGAGCUUCACCGUUUUUCAAAAAAAUCUCCAAACUUCUGCACCAUAAAUGUUGAACCAUCUCAUUAUUAGUUUGGGAUUGGUGCCACUUCCAGACGCUGUACCUGAUUUUUUUUGCGUUUUAAAAUCACGAAAAACAGAAGUAGUUCAUUUUAAACAGUUUGCAGUGGUCCAAAGUUAAUCCUCACUUACCUUAUGCAUUCAGAACAUCCUAAUUAUUCACCACAAUGAAUUUAUGAGCACUUUUCACAACUCUCAGAGACCAGAGUGGAGUUUUGCCAUCACUGUAGCACUAACAACUAGCAUGCUAACAGUGCAUUUCAUUACAAGACAGUCAAAGACAGUGCACAGUGGACGUGUUGUAACCUCCAGAGCUGCUUAUACAACACACGUGUCCUGGGCUGAGGCACAUUUUACUCAAACACGUGAGGAAAAAUCUGGUACAGCACCUUUAAGUCUGACAUAUUUUAUUUUUAUUUUGGGAUAUUUUUAUGGUAAAAUCACAAGAUCUUGUUUUAUAUCAUUAUUUAAGGAUUUUGCUGUGAGUUUUUAUAUAAAAUUGUCAAAAUUAUAUCAUGAGUAGUCUCUGAGUAAAUAUAAUAUUUUUUAUAUUUUUUUGGUUAAACAGGGGUAUUUUAUCAUCCAAGCAAUGUGUUUUUCAGGGACGUUCCUGUUUAUUUCAGCAAGAAAAUGCCAAGUCACAUUCUACACGUGUUACAGCUGUGUGGCUUCAUAGUAAAAGAGUGCAGUACUAGACUGGCCUGACUGCAGUCCAGACCUGUCUCCCACUGAAAAUGUGUGGUACAUUAUAAAGAGCAAAAUACGACAACGGAGACCCCAGACAGCUGAGCAACUGAAGUUGUACAUUCAGCAAGAAUGGGAAAGGAUUCCUCAUAUAAAGCUUCAACAAUGAGUGUCCUCAGUUCCCAAACUGAGAACAAAUGAUUGUUAUUAAAAGGAAAGGUGAAGUAACACAGUGGUAAACA